Plasmodium vinckei vinckei is the source of this 4404-nucleotide messenger RNA. RefSeq names its product conserved Plasmodium protein, unknown function. Bases 1 to 4404 code for a protein of 1467 amino acids. The transcript has a single exon. NCBI's taxonomy places the organism in Eukaryota, Apicomplexa, Aconoidasida, Haemosporida, Plasmodiidae. The record is from RefSeq and is a predicted model, not a curated record.
AUGGAUACCAUUAAUGUUUUAAAAGAUGGAGAAAAUAUGAAUAAGCCUAAUUACUCAAAUAACUAUGAUACAAAUAGUUACCCGGCAGAGGUAAAUACUGACAUGUUUAAAAGAGAAUAUACUCAUAGUGACAUUAAAAACACAAAUUUAUAUCAAACAGUGAAUAUGAUUGAUGAUAUACAUCAAAAAAAAAUUAAUAUUAAUCCAAGUGAAAACAAAAAAAUGUCUUUGUUAAAGGAAAAAUAUGUUUACCAAAAUUUAGAAACAAAUAAUAAGAAAAAUGAAAAUUAUCCUUCAAAUAUAUAUCUUAAUAAUAAUGAUAUGAAUAUAUCAAGUAGUGCUAAUAAUACCCAUAUAAACGAUUAUGGGGCACGAAUAAAACUAUCUAACAUUGAAUCUACGAUAAAAAAAAAAGAUAUUUCUAACAAUUCAGAUAUAGUAAAAAAUUUAUUUGAUGCAAAUAAAUUUAGAAUUCAAAAAGUGAGCGAAGCUAAUGUAGCUAAUAAUAAUAACAGUAACAAUGCUAAAGAUAACGGGGCUAAGAAAAAUUUAACAAGUAUUUUGCCAUUUGAUAAAAUGGUAGAAGAAUGUGAUAUCAGCAAUUUAAUGUCUACAAAUCAGUUCAAAGAUUUAUAUAGACAUCAUAAUAUGUAUGUUGAUAAAAAUUAUCAAACAGACUCUAAUAAUGUAAUUUUUUUAAAUGCUUAUAAUGAGAGCAAAAAUAUUACUCAAAUAGACGCAUCACAUUUAUCGAAGGAAAAUAUUUCAUUAAAUAAAGGUUAUGAUAAUUAUAUAAAUAAUAGAAACACUCCUAAUACUAACGAAAUGAUAAAUGGUGAAGAACAUUAUGCAAAAAAUAGAACUAAUGUGAAUGAUAUCCCAUUUAAUGGCGAUCAUAAUUAUAAUAAUUUUUACGACGAAAAUCAAAAUACUACUAAUUUUAAUAACACUAAAAACUCGAAACCUACAAAUGUUUAUACUGAGGAUGAUGAAAAUAACAUACAAAAUAAUUUGUUUGAAGUUUAUGAUUAUAAAAAAAAUAAAAAAAUAAUUUAUUAUAAUGUAAAAAAUCAUUAUAAUCCAUAUAAUGAAGUAAAGAAAAAAGAAACAAGCAACCAAAAUAUAUAUGAUAAUAAAAUAUACGAAAAUGAUAUAUAUGAUUAUUUAUUACAACAAUAUGAAACAAAUUAUAAAAAUAUAAUGGAACGUAAAUUUUCUACUUCUAAUAAAAGUUCUACAAAUGAACAAAAUGAAUUCAUUUUAAACGGAGCAAAUUUAAAAAAAAAAUUUUCAAGAAUCUUUCAAAAUUUAGGUAUUACUAGUACUGACAACAAAAAAAUCGAUACACUUUCACAAUAUAAUGAUCAAAACACUAAUGAAAGUAUAAAUUACAAUGAUUAUAAAAAUAUAAUCAAAGAUGAAAAAAAUAAUCCAUAUACAAAUCCUUCAACUCUCAAUAUUAAUAGCGAUUUCAACGAUCAUAAUAUGUCUGAUAUUACUCCUCUUUGCGAAGAAAAUCGUGAUACUUAUUUUCGAAGUGGUAAAAGUUUUGAUUUAUCCAAUGAUAGUUCUAUGGAUAUAUUUAAAAAUACAAAAGAAAUAUAUACGGAAAAACCAAUGUUACUCUUGAAUUACGUUAAAGAGGAUGCUGUCUACUCUCGAGAUUUUAAAAGUAAAAUAGAAAAAAAAAAAACUAAUGAUGAAGAUAUUCUAAAAAUGAAUAAGGGAAUUAAAAAAAAAUUAAAAAAAAUGAAAUAUGAUAACACUGUUGUUAUUAGUAAUAUAGGCAGAAAAAUAGGAUCGACCACUUUUUCUAAUCAAAUAAUUUCUGAUACUCCUACUAUAUCCAAUGAUGAAGCAUAUUUUACCCUAAAUCAUAAUGAAGAAAAAAAUUGUAUAUAUUCUUAUAUUGUAUCUAGCGGAAAUCAAAUAAAUUAUGUUUAUUUAGAUUAUGAUAAAUUAUCAAAAAAUGUAGAUACACCAAACAUAAAUGAUAACACUAGCAAUAUUAGCAGUAAUGAAACAUUAGACAAAGAAAUGUUAAUUAAUAAUAAAACUGAUAUGGCAAAAAAAGACAAUAGUCAUAAUAUAAACAAGUUAUUAACAUUUUCAUUCUAUUUUUCAAACAUAAUAAUAAUUCAUAUCGAUAGUCAAAAUUGCUUAGAAAUCUUUUAUCUGUUAUCAGAUUAUUAUGAUAUUAUUAAAAAUAUUCAAAAUGAUAUAAAAUAUAGGAAGGAAAAAAAACAAAAUAUUUUAGAAGAAAAAAAAAAAAAAAGUAAAAUAAGUAAUAAUCGAAAUAGCAAUGAUGAAGAAAAAAAUAGUAAACUAGCAGAUAAUAAUGAUCAAACAAAGGGACCAAAAUAUUCAAAAUUCGAUUCUUAUGCUACCAAAUCUUCUUUAGAUGUUCCAUCGAUAUCUCUUAUAGAGGCAGGAUUGAAGGAAAAAAUUGAUGAAAACAAUAGCGAUAGUAAUAGUAAAGAAGAUAGUAUCAUAUUUGAUAACGAUGAAGAAAAUAAACAAAAUGAAGGAUUCCAAGUUCCACAUUUCUUCUUCGUUUUAAGAGAUGUAAAUGAAAAUGAACUUUCAAAAUUUAAAGAUGAAAAUAAAGAUAAAAUAAAUCGUUCGCAUAGUGAAAACACAUCCAAUUUUACUGAGAAAACUGAAUCAAGCAAUGAUAAUUAUGCUCAAAAUUAUUUUAACUUUUUAAUAAACAAAAUAAAAAAUAAUAAUACCAAAAAAAAAGUGAAAUAUUUAUUAAAAUUUUUAGGAAAAAAGAGCCUCUUUCUUUUCCCUUCUAUGUGUAAGAAUAACAAUAAUGAUGAAACCGAGAUAAAUGCACAAUAUAUGUCUGAAUUAAAAAAUUUAAAAAAAGAAUUAUAUAUACAAGGAAGAAGUAUAGACAAUAUGCAUAAGCAUGAUGGAAAAUAUAUGUAUAAAUAUUUAAAUAUGCUAAUUUAUACAACAAAUAAUAACAUUUUUUAUAGUCCUAAUCAUAUUAAAAAAAAAAUCGAACGCUUUGAAAAUAAAAUAUUAUACAAUAUUUUAACAGAUAAUUUUUUGCUUCAUAUUCGAAAUAAAAUAGAAAACAAAUUACCUAUGAAACCAAAUUUAUUUUUAACAUUAAUUAAUCAAAUAAAAAUAGAAUUUCUUGCAACUUUUGAUAAAUUUUCUAUAGGAAAUACAGAAAUCAAAAAUAGAUAUAAAACUCAAUUAUGCAACAAUAUCGAUAUUAUCAUAUUAAAAGCUUAUAAGGAAAAUAUAGCAUAUAGCUGUUUUACCUUUUAUAAUUUAAUAGACAAUAAAAUUAAUGAAUUAAAUAUUUAUGAAAAUAUAAAUAAAAAAUAUUAUAAAAAUUUUGAUCGCCUACGUAAAGAUAUUAACAAGCUAAACAAACAAGGUAUAGACAAUCUUAUAUAUAAUGAAAUUCUUAGUAUAAAAAAAGAAGAAAUGUUUACACAUUUUAUUAAUGUAUACUAUGAUGGUAAUAUUUCACCUUCAAGAGAAGAAGUUGAUGAUAAAUCAGAUUAUGAUUCAUCUUUUCCAAAUUUACAAAAGGCCAAUUUAAAAAAAAAACAUGCAUAUAUAAAUUAUCAAUCUGAUAAUACUAUUGAUUCAGUAGAAUAUAAUAAAAAAAUUACCAAAAAAAAAAGUAAUUCAUAUAAUAAUGCGGGACUAGAAAAAAGACGCUCUAAUAUUAGCAGAAGCAUUUCAAAUAAACCAAGCAAUAAGCAUAAAAGUUUAAACGAUCAAAAUAACGAUAUAAAUACCUUACGUAAAGGUAACAGAUCAAACUCAAAUAAUUUUUCAAUAAGUAAAAAUAUGUCUAUUAAUUUAGAUAUAUUAUUGAAAAAAUACAACCGACGACAUUCACAAAAUAGCUCAAAGCCAUUAUUACAAAAAAAAAAUAAAUCAGAUAUUGAACUAGAUAAUAACCAGAAAAAAAAUAAUUAUAGAAAAUAUAAAACUGACGGAAAUAUUAAUAUUCAUUCAAAUCAUAUCAGAAAAUAUAUGACCACUAAUGAUUAUUUAAAAAAUAUUGAUCUUUAUGUUAAUAAAAAAAAAAAUACAACAGACUUGAAUAAAUCAAAAAAUAAACAACCAAAAAGAAGAAAUACAGAAAAUUACGGAAAAAAGAAAAUCAGCUUUAAUGAAAAUAAUAUAUUAAAAAACUCUAAAACUUUUGGAGAAGACAAAAAAAAUAUUUUUAAAGAUGAAUAUUUUGGUGAUCAAUUUUAUCCUUUUGAGAAAGCAAAUGAGGACAAUCUCAAUAGUAAUAGUAACAGUGAUAACAGUAAUAUAGGCAAUAAUAAAUUUGAAAUUAAAAUUGAAAAUAAGAAUGCUAGUAAUGCUGAUGCAAAGAAGAAGAAAACGAUAAGUUGCCUUCCAAUGAACAAGAAAAAGUAA